AUGAUAUACAAUAGGGGUGGCGCUUUACCGUUUCUUUACAGAAAAUGUGCCACUCCUAACAUACAACAAGAACCCACAGCAAAACAAGCAAAAUUCGACCAUAUAGAAGACGAAAUUGAAGAACAAAAUGUUAUGAAAUUUAAUCAAGAACAAGAAUUAGAACAAGAAUACGAUGUAAAAUCCUUUCAAGAAGACAACGAACAGCUACCAAAAUUACAAUCAGAAUCAGAACCAAAGGAAGAACAAGCACAUCUAUUAUUAAAAGAAAAAGUGAUUUUCAGUUAUUCCAAUUUAAAAAGAUAUAAUUUUAAACGGAAUAAAAAAUUAGAUUCAAUUCACGAUGUUUAUGAUAAAACGACGUGGUUAACUGAUUUUCAUAUAUAUUUAUUUUUUGAAUUAUUACAUAACCAAUUUCCAAAUAUUAAUGAAUCAAUAAGUCCAUUUUUUAGAGACAUCUUACCUGAUGAAGAAAAAGUUUUGGUUUCAUUUGAAAAUGUGCAACAGCAAAUUGGUGGUAACGAUUGUGGAUUAUUUGCGUUGGCUUUUGCUACAUCUCUUUGUUAUACAGAUGUUGCAUCUUUAAUGUUUUAUGAUCAGAUACCUUUACGUGAUCAUUAUGUUAAAUGUAUUGAAAAUAAUGAAAUUCAACCAUUUCCUUCAAAACCAAAGAGAGGAAGCACCAAAAAUGCUUCUAAAUUAGUUGAUCUUUAUUUGACUUAA
Molecule: messenger RNA, 720 nt
Organism: Didymodactylos carnosus
Lineage: Eukaryota; Metazoa; Rotifera; Eurotatoria; Philodinida; Philodinidae
Source: the annotation of a GenBank genome assembly